UAGAGGAGUUCCAGUUAUUUGUCUUUUCUGGACAAUGGAGUCUGAGUCUGGUUUAUCUUUCUCGCACCCACGAAUAAGUAGUCCUCACAGAAGUCCAAACAUGCAGGACUCGAACCUUGAAACUCUGUCUGCAAAUGAUAAACUUUCCAGUCGUCCUCACCACAAUACAUCUUCUCAUCCUCCAGUGUGUCAUGUGCCGAUCCUACGCCUUAGCCCUAACAGUGAUCAGUUCAGAUUUAGAGGUUUCUCCCGGGAUCUUUGUUCUAUCCCAGUUCUGAAUUCAUCUUUGGAAAGUAGCUACAGCGCAAAUAGAUCAGAUCUGCUCACAGACAGGAAAGCUACUUAUGAAGACUGCUGCAAUCCUGAAGCUAAUGAAAACACCUCCAAACACAUGGGAUACUCAAUCCUAACCCAUGACCAUAGGUCACAGCGUGACAAUUGUGCCAACAUAAAGGACUCGCCAUCAGGUUCAAGCAGUUCUCCACAAGGGGAGUUCACUGUUGAGGUGCAUGAAUCUCCAGAGAUACUGAAAAGUAAAAACAAGAAGAGGAGGAACAGAACCACUUUCAGCACCUUCCAGCUGGAAGAACUGGAGAAAGUUUUCCACAAGACCCACUACCCUGAUGUAUAUGCUAGGGAGCAGCUGGCCACGAAGACUGAGCUCACGGAGGCCAGAGUGCAGGUUUGGUUUCAAAAUCGAAGGGCAAAAUGGCGAAAAAGAGAACGUUACAGUAAAAUGCAGGAGGUUCGAAAUCACAUAGCAUCAACAUAUGACAUUUCUCUUCUACCUCGAUCUGACAGUUAUCCUCAGCUGCAGAACAAUCUUUGGCCAAGCGGUGGAUCUGGUGGCCCUACAGGAUCCUGUCCCACACCCCAUGAUAACAGACACCCUUCCUGCAUUUCUUCAUAUUCUCAUCCCCAUGCUGGUAUGACUAACCUGAUGGGAAUUGCUGGUUCACCAAGCCACCAUCCUGCAAUCAAUGGGCUGUACUCACUGCACGGGUUUUCCAGUAAUCUAGGCAGUCACACAUUUGAUGCCAUCCAAGAAUCAGAAUACAAACCUGCAAAUUUAAUUGCACUACACUUGAAACCCAAGGAGCCCCCAAGCUUGAUACCAUGGGCAACAUGACCACAUUGAUGAACAGAGUUUCCAAGACAAAAAAAAACAACAUAUUUUCCUUCUUCAGGAUCCAAAUAGACUAACAAGAUAAGAACAGACCAGUGCUUUUGCAGUGACAAACAGAAUAACAAAGUAGAAAUGACCCUGUCAUACUUAGGACAGGCCUUUGUAAUUUGCUUAGAUUUUUCUAGAGUAAAACAGAAUUGGAUCUAGGUCUGCUCUACAAGCUUUCAUUAUCUUUACCUCAAGAUACAUUUUUCUGUGGUUUAAUACAACCGUUAACAAUUGUUAUUGCACACAUCUCUGUAAUAAAGAGGCAAAGACACACACCCUUGUUAUAAGUACUUCAUGGGUCUGUGAGUACAUAACCAUCAAGGUAUGCCUCCCAUUCUGUAACACCUACUAUCUAAACACUAACCAUAGAUGUUGCUUCCUUUAGUAAAAAAAUUAUUUUAUUGGCUGUGUAGUAUGAUCAUGACAAUUUAUAAGCACAUCCCAAAAUGCAGUACUAAUGCAUAUAACUACACCGCCACCAUACCCAGUUCACCUGAGAGGCUGUCAUACGAAGGUCUGAGGCCAUGAUUCUAAAGCAACCAUAUCCUCGUUUUUAUGAUGACUCCUGCAGGAUUACAGUAAACACAUACUGUUUACUGUUUAAGGUACAUUUUUUUUGCAGACUUACUCUUAUCUUGCCAGUCAUGUUCCCUAGUUUUUGCCACAACAUGUUUGAACAGAAAGCACUGUUUCACUUUUUUCUAAUAUCAGACCUCAAAGAUGAAAAAAAUCAGCAAAGUGUUUUUGAGAUGGAAGUUAAAUGCUACAUGCUUUAAGAGUUCAAUCUAAAAUAGGCAUAUUUAUCCCCUUCAGACAUCACUGUGUAAUGACAGUUUGGUUUAUUUAAUUCAAACCUCUUUGUCUAACUUGAUAACAGUGAGUAGCAGCAGUUAUAAGAAAUCUCAUUCCAUAACAGCCUCCAAAUCAGAUCUUUUUAAACUGGCUACUUACAGUUCCUGUAGACUGUUGUUUAUGCUAUUUGUUUGUAAGACAUAUUUUGACUUGAUUUCACUAAAGGCCUUUUUUCUGGUCAUCAUCACAUCAUCCUCUUUUUAUGUGUGUGUGUGUGUGUG
Molecule: messenger RNA, 2247 nt
Organism: Protopterus annectens (West African lungfish)
Lineage: Eukaryota; Metazoa; Chordata; Ceratodontiformes; Protopteridae
Gene: ALX3
Product: ALX homeobox 3
Exons: 4
Coding region: 35-1129 (364 amino acids)
Biological process (GO): regulation of transcription by RNA polymerase II
Molecular function (GO): RNA polymerase II transcription regulatory region sequence-specific DNA binding; DNA-binding transcription factor activity, RNA polymerase II-specific
Source: RefSeq, a predicted model, not a curated record